Molecule: messenger RNA, 3186 nt
Organism: Cyphellophora attinorum
Lineage: Eukaryota; Fungi; Ascomycota; Eurotiomycetes; Chaetothyriales; Cyphellophoraceae
Product: Versicolorin B synthase
Exons: 3
Coding region: 1-3186 (1061 amino acids)
Biological process (GO): secondary metabolite biosynthetic process
Molecular function (GO): ATP hydrolysis activity; ATP binding; oxidoreductase activity, acting on CH-OH group of donors
Source: RefSeq, a predicted model, not a curated record
AUGGGAGGGAGACUCUGGGGAAGCCUCCUGGUAUUUCUGACCGGAGCUCAGAGAAAGAAAGUCUCAAACAGAACACCUCUGGGGUUUGAUCAGAACGACCCUUUCAAUGAGAGGCUGCAAAGUGUGGGACUGCUUGGCUCGCACUUCGGCAUGAUUGAUGUUCCUGCAACAUAUGCAAGUUGGUCUACAGAGGUCUUGAAACUAGCUGACAUGUACAAGGACUACAUAGUGCUCGGUGGCGGAACGGCAGGCCUCACAAUUGCCAGCAGGCUGGCUGAGAAACACACAGUCGCGGUCAUCGAGGCUGGCGGCUUCUAUGAGACCGAGAACUCGAACCUCACCGAGGUGCCGUCAAAUGACGUCCUUUAUUUGGGUAAGAAGCCGUUGUGGCAGAAUCCUUUUGUCGACUGGAACCAGUACACAACACCUCAAGCUGGCCUGAAUGGCGAGAGCGUGUUGUUCUCACAAGGCCAUACGCUGGGAGGCGGCAGCGCGCGAAACUUCAUGUGGUAUCAACGCGGCUGCGAGACCGUCUAUGAUCAGUGGGCGAAAUUGACCGGCGACGCCAGUUGGAGCUGGAAGAACUUCGAUCCCUUCAUGAAGAAAGCAGCGCAGUUCACACCAACGACGGCAGUUGUAGAUGUGCCAUCGAUUGGUGGUGCAAAAUCCGAGAAGACACCCAUGUGGGAUCUGAAGGACUGGGAUCCUCGAGGUGGCCCUCUACAGGUGGCUCACCCGGAAUUCCUGCAGCCGUCAGGCCGGCACAUUGUCGCUGGACUGUCCGAGCUGGGCUUCGAGCAGAAGCCAGGCAUGGUGAAUGGCGACAUCCUGGGAUGGACAAAUGCGGUGACGACCAUCGAUCCGAAAACUCGAACACGUUCAACCUCCUCGACCUCCUACCUGCGAGAUUCGAUGAGAAAGAAUUUCAACCUCCACGUCUUCACUCACACACUGGGAAAGAAGAUCCUCUUCGACUCUGACAAGAAAGCAUAUGGCGUCCAGCUCGAGACCUUUGGUGCGGGCUCCGGCAGCAAAUCCUUCUCACUCAACGCGACCAAUGAAAUUAUUGUCUCGGCAGGCGUGUUCCGCUCACCUCAGUUGCUCAUGGCCAGCGGCAUCGGACCCAAGGAGACCCUCGUCGCAAAUGGAAUCCAGGUCCUGAGCGACCUUCCUGGCGUUGGCCAGAACAUGAUGGACCACAUCUGGACAGGCAUAACGCAUGAAGUCAACGUACCAACCAUUGCCUAUCUCGGCGAUCCUGCCUUCGCGGCGGCGCAAACUGCCGAGUACAAUGCCCACCGUACUGGCAUGCACACCAACCCAGGUGGGACCAUCAUCUCCUUCGAGAAGCUGCCCAUUGGCACUAUCAGCGACUCCACACGUCAGGAUCUAGACGAGGCGUUUGGUGGCGACUGGCCGGACGUUGAGUAUUUUGCGAUCGGUGCUUAUACCUCGACCAACGACGACUACCUCUUAAGCGCUCCCGACGUCCGCAACUAUACCGCCAUGGCCGCCAGCGUCACCGCGCCUUUCUCUCGCGGCAAUGUCACUAUCAACAGUACGAACACCAGUGACCAUCCCAUCGUCAAUCCAGCUUGGAUCACUGACCCACGAGACAUGGAGGUCUUCAUUGCGGCUUUCAAGCGCGUACGCGAGCUGUUCAAGACCGAGUCCCUGAAACAGAUCUUGAUUGGUGACGAGAUCUACCCGGGCGCCAAUGUCACCACCGAUGCCCAGAUCGAAGCCAGUAUCCGCAGAAGCGUCAGCACGGUCUAUCAUCCAGCUUGUACGUGCAAGAUGGGCGGAGAUUCUGAUCCGAUGGCGGUGUUGGAUGGGAAGGCACGAGAUGGCAGUGGGAUGUCCAGAACCUCGCCCAUCUGGACGGCGUAUCAAACCCUCCUCAAAACUGGUCGGCUGCAACAAAAUGCCGAGCAAGCAGCUCUGGCGACUCAUCUAGGACAGCUGCAGGACAAGCUCGUUCAUGGCAGGCGGUGGUCACGACUCAAACGAAAUGACUCCGAAAGUGGCAUAUACAUCUACGGCGGUGUCGGCACAGGCAAGUCUCGCAUCGCCGACCUCUUCGCCGCCACGCUACCACCAGAGGUCACCCGACGAAGAACUCAUUUCUUCGAGUUCAUGACCGACAUUCACCAACGGUUGCAUGUCGCACGUUCCAAAUCAAGCUUUGCCGGCGAUCCCUUGGUCGAGAUCGGAAGUCAAAUUCAAAGCGAGUCAUGCGUACUCUGCCUAGAUGAGUUCCAAGUCAGUGACAUCGCAGAUGCCAUGAUCCUGAAGCGCUUGUUUGGCUCUUUCUGGGACCGCGGUGGUAUCAUGGUCUCCACCAGUAACAGGCAUCCCACAGAGUUGUAUAAGAAUGGUCUCAACAGAGCCCUGUUCGUGCCAUUCAUCCAGGAACUGCAGCGGCGAUGUGUCAUCUUCGAGAUGAAGGGACGGCAUGACUACCGAAUGCAUGGCAAGAAACAGCUUUCGCGACCGGAUGUCUUCUUCUUGGAGAAGGAGGACUUCCGCAGGUCGUUGGCCGAGGCUCUGCAUGGCUCGAGACUGCAGUCCUUGAGCAUUCCAGUCGUGAUGCAGCGAAGCAUCGUGGUCGAUGCUGCGUGUCCAACUGGCAGUUCAUCCGCAUCGUCAAGGCUUGUCGUCUCGAGCACGUUUGCAGAACUAUGCGAGGCAUUCGUCGGUGCUACAGACUACCACGCUUUGUGCAACGCAGCGUCCACGAUCUAUCUAUCUGGUCUUCGGAAGUUCCGAUCGGACGAGCUGGACGUGGUCAGGAGGUUCAUCACCCUAAUCGAUGUGGCCUACGAGGCACGCACGCGUGUCUUCUGCCUCUCGACGGAGCCGAUAUUGAACACUUUUGAGAAUAUUCUCCUUCAGGGCGGAAUCGUCAAGGACAAUAACGACGGGGACCGGGCACCACAAGCCGAUGCGUUGGCAAAGAUGCGUGGUGCGCUGAAAGACCAAAAUCUGACAGUCAAAGGCGAAGGAGGAAGCAGCUCAAGCAUGAUGAGCACAUUCAUCAACGAUGUCGAAUGGAGUGCAACGGGGCUUCAAAAGGCAUCUCUGGCUACUGGCGGAGCUGGUGAGACCGAUGUGAGGUUCGCUAUCACGAGAGCGAUUUCUAGGUUGUCUGAAAUGAACUCGGAUGGAUACGGGGUCGUGGACUGA